GCUUAAUGUUAAAGGCAAAACUGCCCUGAGGGCAGGCCCUCUUCUUGGCUUCCAGCUCUCAGGCACCAGCUACAAAUCUGUCUUCUUGCCUCAUUUACCACAUGCUUUAUCUUCAAUUGCAGUCCCCUGGGAUUGACCAACAUGAAUUCCACAAACAAAACCACUUUAUGUUUGCCCACCCGCUGCUUCACUUUCUAAACACCUUCACUUUCUGAAUACUGGCAGAUCACUGCCACCAGCUGACUGCCUGAAACAAGAGAAAACAUCCAUUACGUGGGUUUUGUGUGCACUGCAGUGCUGGAAAGGAAGUAUCUGGCCAUGUGAGAAGGGCAAAUGUUUACUUGGUGGGACGUAUCUCAGCAACCCAAACAUUCUGCAUAUGUAUUGUUAACGUGCCUAGCAGAGAGGAAAGCUGACAGAGGGCCUCAGUCAAACAAGAACCUCAGUGGUUGCCCAUGGUGCAAGCAACAAAUGAUCAGUCACCACUGUGCUCUUGGUUCAAGCAGUUUCUGGUGGGAGAAUGAACGUAGCCUUGUCCUUCAGAUGCACCUCUAUGGGUCCUGACUUACACUGGAGAUAUCUCACAGAACACGAUCCAAAGUACAAAGGGAAGAAGAAACUGAAGAUUUCAGGCAGAGAUUUGGCAUCAGUCCCUGCACAGGUCUUUGGCUUGGACGAGCUGCAGGCCCUGGAGAUGAGCCCAGAACGAGAGAGCUGCCUGAGGUACCGCAUGGAGCUGCUGCCCCGCGAGAUCAGCCGCUUGAAGAACCUAACCCUCCUCUACAUGGACUCCAAUAACCUGAAGAAAAUCCCUGCCGAAAUCGGCACCUUGAGGCACUUGGAGAGGCUGACGCUGAGCAACAACCACCUGAGCUCCCUGCCCCCAGAGAUGGGAGCCUUGCAGCGGCUGCACAGCCUCCACCUGGCCAACAACAACCUCACCCACCUGCCGGCAGCCCUCUGCCAGCUGAGCAGCCUCACCUUCCUGGACCUGAGCGACAACAAAAUACGCACCAUACCCUCCAGCAUCCGGCAGCUGGAGAAACUGGAAACAUUGCUUCUGCUCUUCAAUUCACUGGAAAACCUGCCUGAGGAUGUCUGUCUUUUAAGGAAUCUACGCACGCUUUGGCUGGGAAACAACCAUCUGCGAUCCCUUCCACCACGAUUUGGGGAGCUGGUCAACCUGGACUGGGGGUACAAUUACUGUUCCUGCAAUUUUGAAGGGAAUCCACUAGAAAUUCCUCCCCCUGAAGUCUGUAGCAGAGGUUCCGAGGAGAUCAGAGACUAUUUCUUGUCUUUUCAUAGAGUACUGGCAGAAUAGAUGACUGGGGUCAGCCUUUCAGCUGACUGACAUGGGUUUAUGCUGUGCAAAUCAUCUGCACAAGCAAAAUGUGUUUCAGAUGGAAAAAUGUGGUGAAAUCACUCUGUGAAGCUCAAAAGCUUCCUCUCUGCUAUAAGGUGAUUUUUCUGACAGUCUUUUUUUGACACUAGUAUUGAGUGAUGGUGUAUAUCUUUCAGCAAUUGUUUCAAGGACAGCUAUAAUCAUUUCAUUAUUUAUGGCUGUAUAAAUCUAUCUCAUGAAAUGUUGCAGCCAAAUGUUCAGUCAGAGAAAAUGAACAGUAUCAAGUCGGGGAAGAUAGAGUCAGGUAAACACUUUGUGGUCUGUAAAUAGGAAAAACAUGUUUGCACACCGAGUCAGUGCUUGAGUCUGGGCUUGAACAAGUGUAGGGUGAGAUUUAUGCCAGUGUUUAAUGCUAUUCAGACUUGUGGAUUUAGAUUUGCUUCACAUAGCUCAGAAUUUCUUUACUUUUCAUGGUACUUCAGUGUUUUGCACUUGUAGAAUCACCUCAGGCUUCUGGAUAGAAGCAACAUAUGUCCAGGUUGCAGAAAGUAAUAUGUAAGUGAUGUCUCCACUGCUUUGGCAGAACAUAAUGUGUAUCUUAUCAUGCUUCUCUUGAGCAGCAGCUUUGGUAUGGAACUGUGGCUCUCCUGUGAAGCAGCACAUAGCUGGGGCUUGGGUGUCAAUCCCUGUGGAGUUACACAGAACAAUAAGCCUCAGUAAUACUGCUGCAUGGAAUGUGGGUAGCCCACCUUUAUUGCAUGCAGUCCCAACAGAAGGUUUCCACCUCUACCACGUCUGGAAAAGUGUUCAGAGAUAUUAAAAUAUAAGUAUGCAAACUUCCUGCAAGAGAAUAUUUCUGAGCAUUCUUGUUUACAGUCAUAAAAGGCUUCAUCAGUGUUGUAUUAUGGAAAUUUGCUGAGACUCCCUUCCUUUCAUUUUACUUUCUCUUCCCUUAGUUUCUCAUCAGCAUUGUCUCCCCACCUACCCUUUGCUCUUGUUGGGUGUUUUCUAUCUCACUGUUGCCUCUGCCCUUAUCUUCCUUUUUCAUUAUUGCCUCCACAAAAGCAUCUCAUUCCCUUAUAAAUGCCUUUAUUUGCUCUUUUUCUCUUUUGUCUUUUAUUUUUUAUUUGGCCAGUGUGCAGAAAGCUACAACUUCGUGUCUUUCCAGGAAAGAAGAAGGGUGGAGUUGGGCUUGCUGGGAUCUGAACAUGGACUUCCAGGGUUUGUGGAGAGAGGGACUGUUGGUGUGUGAGACACUGAUAUAUAGACCAUUAAGUGUGUUGUUCAGGCAUUUUCUUCCCCUUGAUCAGCAAGAGAACAUGGGACCAGAACAGAUGCUGAAAUUGUACCGAGUAACAAAACACAACGGCAGAUAUUCUUGGCAUGGACUGAUUUGUACAGUGCUCUCACAUUGGGUCUGGCCCUGACCUCUGUGCUGUGAAGCUUUCAAGCCAGAAUCACCCUUUCAUGAUUUAAUAACCAGAUUUGAUAUAGGUGUAGUAUAUCACAUUGCAGUAUAUUAAUGCAUGCUAAUGAUGGGCAUGCAAUAGUGCCACAGCAGCUUCUUUCUUUGUUUUCCUGCAGGCAAUUAUUUUUAAAAGGCUUGAAGGUGAGUUAUGUGGCACAGGAAAGAAAAGAUUAAAGAGAUUAUAUUGUCUUGCUUGCUUGGGGUCUUCUGUGGCAGCAUGAAGAAUCAGAAACUUUUUUACUUCUCAAAGGAGAUUUGCAGCAUGAUAGGAGACUGUACGUGAAGAAGCUCCUAAAGCUGGUCUUAGAUAAAAUGGAGGGUGAAUCAAGGUGGCAAUACUAAAGGCACUAAAGGACUUGGGUUUUGUUUCUAUCAUUGAUUCAUUACAGGGAGUUGAGCAGGUAUUCUCAAGGUCUGCUGUUGUAUUUGCCUGUUCUGGGACAAAUGUGGGACUGAAAUUCCGUAAAUGUGAUCUUUUCUUGAGACUUAAAUCUUACACACUGAAUCCUGCCAGGGCAACAUCUUUAGCCAUGUGGAAAGAGGGACACUUUCUCAUAUCCUCUUUCAAACCAUUUAUAUCCUAUCUUGCUGUCUCUCUUCUGGACUGCACAAGGUUUGGUUUUGAAGAUCUAUUUCCUUUCCCUUCCGCUUCCUGGUCAGCCAUUCCCAAAUGGAAGCAGACUUCAGCUUGCUUGGGGAAUCUGUAGCAUCUCACAACUUUAAUUUUUGUUUUUGGUGAACAACAUUUCAAAUAGAGUCAUAGAAUCAUAGAAUCAUCAAGGCUGUGAAAGACCUCCAAGAUCAUCCAGUCCAACCAGUGUCUGAAGAUCCUUCAAGUUUCACACUGAGGAGUCGAGCUCAUUCCAAAGCCAGUCAGAGUUUACUUUAUCUAGUCCUUUUCCUCAAAAAACACAGUGAAUUCUAAAGCAUGAUUACAUCCAUUAACCAUACAACUGUUCCUCCUGGUAAUAAAUUGAGACAAAAAGAGGUUUAAGGCCUAUGAGAAAAUGGAAUCUUUAACAAAUAGUGUCAGUACCUUUACUAUAGUUCUUCAGUCUGUAAGGAUCAAGAGAAACUUCAUGAGAUCAAUGCAAGUGAACUGCUUGGAUAGACUGAAUGUCAUGCAGCAAGAAGAAAUUCUCCCUCUGUAUCAUGCUGUCUGAUGCCUCUUCACCUCCCUUUGUGUCCUGGUGGCUUUCAAAAUCUAAUUUCCCAAAAUGGAAACCUCAGUAGUGUGUAAGUAUUGUAGUAUUCCAGCAUCUGUGUUAGUGGCUUAGUUGCACAGAGCAAUAACUAGAUCUUGGUGUUGUCAUUAAGAUGGUAUUAAAAUCUAAUCUCAAACUGCUUAUCCUUUAUUUGUUGUACUAUCUGUAUUGUUGCUAAGCACUCUCAUUUUCUUCUACUCAUUAAAACCUCAAGUGUUAAUAUCAGUGAAGAGCAAACUGCUUGGAUAUGAGCCCCCAGUGGAAACGCUUAGAUGUAUGUCUGGACCCCCCAUAGUUUGUGGGGGAGCAUUUGUUGAAGCUGACAUUCUGUAUUGAUGGGAGUUGUACGUUUACUUCCCUUCAUUCCAUACAUACUGCAAACAGGCUGGCAUUGGAGAGCAUUGUACCCUGGAAUUGCAUAGACUCUUCUUUGCAACAGAACAGUAAUGACAUAUAAAAGCAGUGAGUGAAAAAGGCUCCAAAUAGAAUUUCAGAAUAAUAAUACAUGUAAGGGCAGAGAACUCUUUAAUUUAACAUACAAAUAUAUGAUGGUCACAGACUAGUACUUCAGACUACAGAUAAACUGCAUAUUUUUAAUGCUGAAGAGUUCACCUGAGAAUAUGACAGAUUUUCCACCAACUGAAGUCUGUAAAACCCCCAGUCUAUCUCAUCCAAAGGUGCGAUGGUUAUGCAAAAUGACCUUAUGCAAAAUGACCUGUUACGCAAAAUGAAGCUUACAAAGACUUUUUCUCCCUUUGAAAGUACAUGGCUACAAUCUAUAGCUGCUGCAAAUCUAAAAUAAUAAAUCUUGUGCCUCAGCAUGAACUUCAGCUUCUCGGUUUUCAAGGGAUAAGAGCAAUGCUGGAAAAACUGAAGGUCACUAAUCCAGGAGAACUGAACAAAGGGCUCUUGUAUUUGGUGCUGAUGUCAUUGUGGUAGUAAUAAAAACCAGCAAAAGUGGUA
Messenger RNA from Meleagris gallopavo (turkey), 4978 nucleotides. RefSeq lists its product as uncharacterized. Gene Ontology annotation, molecular function: protein binding. The record is from RefSeq and is a predicted model, not a curated record. Lineage: Eukaryota; Metazoa; Chordata; Aves; Galliformes; Phasianidae. Gene Ontology annotation, cellular component: cytoplasm.